This is a messenger RNA of Adineta steineri, 5412 nucleotides long. NCBI's taxonomy places the organism in Eukaryota, Metazoa, Rotifera, Eurotatoria, Adinetida, Adinetidae. The record is from the annotation of a GenBank genome assembly.
AUGGCUUCUUCAAUGAGGCCGAUUACUAUCGGACUUAUAUUAAUUUUAUCAAUUUUUAUUCAAAUUCAAGCUAGAACAGCUAAGAAUGAUAAUGAUACAUCGGAAAAACGAGUAAAAAGACAAUACAAUCAAUAUCCUCAACCACCAUCAGAUCAAUCACCAUCAAAUGAAUUUGGUGAUACAUAUGUUCAAGGCUCAGAAUGUAAAGGUUGUGGACCACGACGUGAUUGUCAAUGUCCUGGCAAAGGUGCUAUGGGUACCACUGGCCCACAAGGUUUUCCUGGCAUUCCAGGCGAUCGUGGUCUUAAAGGUCCCGGAGGACGAGUAGGUAAUUUGGGUCUUGGUGGUGAAAAAGGUGAUCGUGGUCAAUAUGGCAGCAAAGGAGAACGAGGUGAAGAUGGAUUAUUGCCUAUUGAUGGUCAAAAUGGUUUUCCUGGUCAAGCUGGUUCUGUUGGUCCACGCGGUAUUUCCGGUGUACCAGGAUGCAAUGGCAGCAAGGGUGAAUCUGGUGAAAAUGGCCGCAAUGGAUUGGAUGGCAUGCCAGGCAAUCCUGGUUUACCUGGUCGCAAUGGUGAACAAGGUGAACCUGGUGAUGCAUCAGGUUUUAACGGUGUUGUCCCAGGACCUCGUGGUGAUCCAGGUAUUCCCGGUCGUCCAGGUGUUGCCGGUUGGCCUGGCUCCCCCGGUGCCCCAGGUUUACCAGGACCAGUAGGAAUGCCAGGACCAGAUGGUCGACCUGGCGGUCGUGGUGAUCCAGGAUUCCAAGGAGCACGUGGUCAAGACAGUUAUGGUCUCAAAGGUGCACGUGGUGAACCAGGUGAUGCUGCUCCAACAACACCAGGUCAACCUUCAUACGGCCGUUUACGAGGUCUUACCAAUGUACAAGGACCACCUGGUGAACGUGGUCCAGAUGGUGAUCGCGGUUAUAGAGGAGACCGUGGUCAAUCAGGUUAUUUGGGUAUUGAUGGUUUACAAGGACCUAAAGGUGAAAAAGGUGAAGGCGGUUAUGCUGGUCCACAAGGAAAAAUGGGUCGAGAAGGUCCAGCUGGUGAUUUUGGUGUUAAAGGAACAUCAGGACCACCCGGUCCACCUGGUAAUGAUGGUCUUCCUGGAGAACCUGGUCGAAAUGGUUAUCCAGGUACAAAAGGUAUGCGUGGUGAUCACGGUGAACCUGGUCCAAAUACCAGAGGUGGUAAACGUGGUACAUAUAGAUCUGGAGCACCUGGUUAUCCGGGUAUGACAGGUGAUGCUGGACCAAGUGGUUUCGCAGGAGCACCUGGCUUUCCUGGUCGAGAAGGUAUUAAAGGUGAACAAGGUGAUUAUGGUUCACCCGGUCGACCUGGCCCUAUGGGAGAAACUGCCGAUGCUGAAAAGGGUGAUCGAGGUGCUGAUGGUCCACCUGGUCCUACUGGUCUACCCGGUCCAGCUGGUAUGCCCGGAGGAAAAGGUGAUAUUGGUGAAAAAGGAUUAAUUGGUGAUGAAACAUAUGGACCACGCGGAACCAAUGGUCAACCCGGCCGUCCUGGACAUCCUGGUAUACCCGGUCCAUCAGGUGAUAUCGGUGAACCCGGUCCACCAGGCAUUUCAACUAGUGGAGGCUACCAAGGUUAUCAAGGAUAUGGCCCACCUGGCCCACAAGGAUAUCCAGGUCGAUCAGGUUCACCCGGUGCACCUGGCUUUCCUGGUGUUCAUGGUCCAAAAGGUGACGUUGGUGAACCUGGUGGUUGUGGAUUUUGUCCAUCUGCAGUAACUGGUCUUCAAGGUGAUCGUGGUAGCCAAGGUUAUCGUGGUCGACCAGGUUUAAAUGGUGCACCAGGUUUUCGCGGUGAAAAAGGUGAUGCAGGAAUAAGUGGAAUGCCAGGUCCUGAUGGUUUACCUGGACCCGAUGGUCUUCCAGGCCGAGAUGGUUAUCCAGGUAUUCCAGGCCGUAAAGGUGAAUCUGGUGAAAUGAUUGGUGCUGAUGGUAUUAAAGGCCGUCGAGGAGCACCUGGUGAACCAGGAGUUAAAGGAUAUCAUGGUGAUGUUGGUGAAACUGGUAGAAAUGGACGUGAUGGUUAUGAUGGAGCUCCGGGUGUACCUGGCCCACGAGGUGUAUCUGGUGAGCUAGGACGACCAGGAUCACAAGGUCUUCCUGGACCUAAAGGUCCAAUAGGUCAAGCUGGACCUCCCGGUCAAGCACUUUCACGUGGACCACGUGGUCCUCAAGGUGAACCUGGUAAUCAAGGUAAAACCGGACGACCUGGUGUUCCUGGUUUACCUGGUGACGAUGCAGCAUUAGAAUCGACUGCACCUGGUUCACGCGGUCUUAGAGGAAUGCCUGGUGAUGCUGGUUAUGCUGGUGCUCCUGGUCUUCCCGGACAAAGUGGAGUAGAUGGUCGACCAGGUACUAAUGGUUUCCCUGGCCAACGAGGAGAAAAUGGUCGCCCUGGUAUGCCAGGUUUAGCAGGAGAAAAUGGCGUUAAAGGUUAUGCCGGUUUGGAUGGACAACCUGGUCAAUCUGGACGACCUGGUUUACCUGGUAUGAACGGACAAGCUGGUUUACCUGGUCUUCCCGGAGCUAAAGGUCAACCUGGUGAAAUGGCUGUUGCAACACGUUCUGGACCACCAGGCAAUGCAGGUCCAAAAGGUGUCACUGGAGAACGUGGUACAAAUGGUAUACAAGGAACACGUGGUCUUCCCGGUCCACGUGGUUUAUCUGGCAAUCCAGGUUUGAAUGGUCUUCCUGGAUUAACUGGUGGACCAGGUCAAAAAGGUGAACGAGGUGGUGCAGGACCUGGUUACUUAGGUGAUACUGGUGCCUCAGGUUUACGUGGUCGACCAGGAGCCCCUGGCCGAGCUGGAGGUGCAGGUACUCCGGGUGCACCUGGUUUACGUGGUUUCCCUGGUGAUAUGGGUCGUCCUGGUCAAAGUGGAUUACCAGGCUUUCCAGGCAAAUUAGGAGAACGUGGUGAUAAUGGUCAACCUGGAUACCCAGGUUUAUCUGGAAUGAAAGGUCAUCCUGGUGUACCCGGUGAACGUGGUUUACCUGGUUCAGCUGGUAUGAAUGGUAUGCCAGGUUUACAAGGAGUUAAAGGUUAUCAAGGUGAUGUCGGAGAACCAGGUAUCGGUGGCGGCAAUGGUGGAUUUGGUCCAAAAGGAGAAAUGGGUGAAGCCGGUUUACCAGGUCUUCCAGGUGCUCGAGGUCUUCCAGGUGAUUCUGGUGACGCUGGUAGUUUUGGACCACGAGGCGAAGCUGGAUCCGCAGGUCUUCCAGGUGGCCCAGGUCUUCCAGGUCGUGAUGGACGUCCCGGUUUACCAGGUGCAAAAGGUGAAAUGGGUGAUUGGUUCAAAGGCAUUAAUGGUAUUCGAGGUGAACGUGGUUUCCCUGGUCUUCCCGGUCUUCCUGGCCUUCCAGGUCUUCGAGGCAUGCCUGGCCUACCUGGUCCUAGUGGAUUACGAGGAUCACCUGGUCUUGUUGGAUUUCCAGGUCUACCCGGUUUAAAUGGCGCACCUGGUUUACCAGGCUCGAAAGGACAAUCAGGACAAAGUGGUCUUCCAGGUGCUUCUGGACAACCUGGUGAUCGAGGCUUUCCUGGUCGUGCUGGUUUACCUGGUCUUCCCGGUAUGAAGGGUAUGAUGGGAGACCGUGGUCGUGAUGGACAAGCUACUGAAACAGGACGAAAAGGAGAAGCAGGUGACGCUGGUGCAUCAGGUAUGCCAGGUCUUCCUGGAGCAAUGGGUGAUGCUGGUGUUCCGGGCUUCCCAGGCCCAUCUGGUCCACCGGGAGCACCAGGACGAGAUGGAUAUCCUGGUUUACGUGGAGAACGAGGUUUAUCGGGUAUUCCAGGAAAGACAGGCCGACCAGGCUUCCCUGGUAUGCAAGGAUUUAAAGGAAAUGCUGGCUUACCUGGACGUCCUGGUGUCAAAGGUAUCCCCGGUGAUAGUGCUGAUCGUAAUACACCUGGUCAACGUGGUGAAAAUGGUCGUAAUGGUAUGCCAGGUCAACCAGGUGCUCGAGGUCAACCUGGUGACAAUGGUCCACAAGGUCCACCAGGCUCUGAUGGUGUUGGAGCAGUUGGUCUAAGAGGUCAAACUGGAGAUCGUGGUCAAAAUGGUUUAUCCGGUCGACCAGGUCCAGCUGGAUAUCCUGGACGAGAUGGUAAACCAGGUUUAUCUAGUCAACCAGGCGCACCAGGUCUUAUUGGAAUGAAUGGUCUUCCUGGUAACCCAGGUCUUCCAGGCUCAAAAGGAUUACCAGGUCUACCAGGACCUUCAGGUAAUCCAGGUCUUCCAGGCCGACGAGGUGAUUCAGGCACAUCAGGAUUACCUGGAAUGGCUGGACGUAAAGGAGAAAAUGGUGAUGCUGGUUCAGCAGGUCAACCUGGUCUCCCCGGUUUAGCAGGUCAAAAGGGAGAAGCCACUUAUGGAAUAAUGCGACAAGAAGCAGCUCCUAAAGGUGAACGUGGUGCUCAAGGAUUCUCUGGUGUCUCAGGAUUACCAGGUCAACCAGGUUCAUUUGGACAAAAAGGUUAUCCUGGUCAAGUUGGUCUUGCUGGUCGUCCAGGCAAUCCAGGUUCAUUAGGUGGUCGUGGUCCAGUUGGUGAUAUGGGUCUUAAUGGAGCACCCGGUUUACAUGGUCAACCCGGUCCACCAGGUAUUGCUGGACCUCGAGGACCUCAAGGUGAAGCUGGUGAAGGUUCAUUUAUAUUCACACGACACAGUCAAGAUAGUACAACUCCACAAUGUCCACAUCAAACACAAAAAUUACAAGAUGGUGGUUAUUCAUUUAUGGGUAUGCAAGGUGAUACAUAUGCUGCUCAUCAAGAUCUUGGUUCAUCGGGUAGUUGUUUACGUCGUUUCAGUGCUAUGCCAUUCUUAUUUUGUGAUAUCGGUAAUGUAUGUCAUUAUGCAUCACGUAAUGAUUAUUCAUAUUGGUUAUCAACCAAUGAACCAAUGUCAGCUAGUAUGGCACCAUUUGAAUCAAAGGAUAUACCAAAACAUCUAAGUCGUUGUGUUGUUUGUGAAUCACCAACACCUGUAUUUGCAGUACAUAGUCAAUCUCAACGUGUUCCAACAUGUCCUGAUGGAUAUGAUCUUUUAUGGACUGGUUAUAGUUUUAUAUUUACAUCAGCUGAUGGUGGUCGUGGUGAUCAACAAAGUUUACAAUCACCCGGUUCAUGUCUUGAAAAAUAUCAUGAUCGACCAUAUUUUCAUUGCAAAGAUCAAUCACAUUGCAAUUAUUAUCCAAAUAUGAUGACAUUUUACUUAGCAACAUUAGAUGAUUAUACUGGUUUUGAAAAACCAAAAGUACGUACAUUAAAAGCUGGUACACAACGAAAUUAUGUUAGUCGAUGUGCCGUAUGUCAUGCAAAUUUAUUUAAACAAACAGCAAAUGGACCAUCAGCAUUUUUUGCCCAAGUAAAGAAACUUUAA